ACCUGAUGUCCCUGGGGCGGGAGAUCUGGAGCAGGCGCUCUGUGCCCCCUCUGCUGCUCUUGCUGCUGCUGCCGCCAUGCGCCGCCGACUACUGCAGCUGGAAGGGCAGCGGUCUGAGCUGGGAGCCCCACUCCCGCGCAGUGGAGCAGGUCCACCUGCGCUGUACCGAGGGCUUCCUGGAAUGGAUGUACCCAGCGCGAGCCCUCCGCGUCAUCUUGGAGCCCAACCUCUCAAGUGCCCGGCCCACCACAGUCUGCAUCAAGCCAUCCAGCAACUUUCAAGGUGCCAACAUCUAUGUGGAGCGCGAUGGGCAGCUGCACCUGUUGGUGAGUGAGGCGGAGGAGCCCCGCCUGCACCACGUAUCCUGCUUCAGCACCACAACCCCUCAGCGGGUGGCCCUCUUCCUGCAGGCCAGUCCUCAGAGGGACAUCAGUCGCAAGACCGCCAGUUUCCAGUAUGAGUUGCUUAGCAACCAGAGUGUCACAGGUCCAGACUUCCAGAAAAUGGCUCUUGUAGAAGCCAUGUGCCGCCCUUGUGACAACAUGGAACUUCUCAUGGCUAUUUGCAGCAGUGAUUUUGUGGUGAGAGGAUCAAUCCAAAACGUCACCCACGAUUCGGAGAACCACAUGUCCCGGGUUGAAGUCGGCGUGCAGCGAGUCUACAGGCAGAAAAACCGGAUCUUCCAACAAGACAAAGCAACUGGCGAAUGGAGAGGGCCCAUCAAAACCUUGCUGCAGUGUAAGGUGAAGAAAGGGCCUAGGGACUUUCUCUUCACAGGCAAUGAGCACUUUGGCGAAGCUUGGUUGGGUUGUGCCCCAAGAUUUAAAGACUUCAGUGCUGUCUAUCAAAAAGCCAGAGAGAGAGGAGCAAAUCCCUGCGAAUUUCAGCUUGAUGGAUGAGUCAUUGCCUGUCAUGAUCAAAACAACUGACUUCAGGACAGUUUUGUGUACAGAAGAGUGGCGCUGAUCAUGAGAGUUGGUGUAGGAGGACUGUCAAAAAUGUGCACGAGUUGUUGUUUUCUUAGGGAAGAGAGUCGGCGUGCUUGGGUGAAUAGAGGCAGGUUUGCACCAGGAAGAGUUGGCUUCACAUCUCGCCUGCAUAGGCUCAUUGAGAGCUCUUGGGCAAGUUUUGACACCACGGUUCCCACUCUGUAAAACACAAAUA
This is a messenger RNA of Elgaria multicarinata webbii, 1164 nucleotides long. RefSeq names its product meteorin-like protein. The record is from RefSeq and is a predicted model, not a curated record. The coding region runs from base 6 to 899 and encodes 297 amino acids. The transcript is spliced from 4 exons. Lineage: Eukaryota; Metazoa; Chordata; Lepidosauria; Squamata; Anguidae. Gene Ontology annotation, molecular function: hormone activity.